This is a messenger RNA of Cotesia congregata, 455 nucleotides long. The record is from the annotation of a GenBank genome assembly. Lineage: Eukaryota; Metazoa; Arthropoda; Insecta; Hymenoptera; Braconidae.
UGAAUCCAAUCUCAGUGUUAAAAAGAGCUUUUUCGAUGUUCGACUCAACAAAGUCUGGAAAAAUCGACAAAGAAAAAGUGAGAACCAUUUUGAAUACACUGGGUCACACUUUCGAUGAUCAAGAGCUCGAGUUACUUUUGAAACAAGAAGACGUUGAUGGCAAUGGAGUGCUUAACUUUGACUCGUUUUAUCGCGUGGCGACUCAUUUCCAAGAAGAUGAUGACGAUGAAGCGCUUCAAAAAGAAUUAAAAGAAGCAUUUCGUCUCUACGAUAAAGAGGGCAACGGAUAUAUCCCAACAAGUUCAUUGCGUGAAAUCCUGGCUGCUUUGGACGAUCAAAUUACACCGGAUCAAAUGGACGGAAUGAUUGGUGAAAUUGAUACCGAUGGAUCAGGAACCAUUGACUUUGAUGGUAAGCAACCCCUUUUGAACGGACCCCUAUUGUUCAGUAAUUAA